AUGAAUCGCGAAGAACGUGACACAAGGUGGAACAAACGGUCGGAAUUGGCGUGGCGUGGUAUCUCCAAUACUGGAAAUCACUACAGGGCACCUCCAUCCGAUCCAAUGGUCCGCACGGGACAGUCCCUGCGAGACGUCCCACGGAUGUGUAUACAUAUCGACAAAUUUGCCAUCUCGUUGUUUCAGAUCAGGAUGCCACGCUCGCCAUCACGAGCCGCCGAACAGCGCAAACUACGCACCGUCGAGGGGCCUCUGUUCCCAGCAGACCUUGGGAGGCCGAUCAAAGAUAUAAUGGGCCUGGGCGAGACGACAGCUGACAGAGUAGAUUCUCUAGAGAUGCGCUCAGGAGUCAGCGCGCUCCCCAUCGGCGUGGAAUCCCUCGAAUUGCCUGAUCGAACGCGAGAAAAAAGCCUGGCUCUGCGGGGACAUGCGCAGCAAGCGAACGCGAGGCCCAUCAUCCUCCCUCGAAUCUAG
Messenger RNA from Heterobasidion irregulare TC 32-1, 474 nucleotides. RefSeq lists its product as uncharacterized. The record is from RefSeq and is a predicted model, not a curated record. The transcript has a single exon. NCBI's taxonomy places the organism in Eukaryota, Fungi, Basidiomycota, Agaricomycetes, Russulales, Bondarzewiaceae. The coding region runs from base 1 to 474 and encodes 157 amino acids.